Molecule: messenger RNA, 685 nt
Organism: Phacochoerus africanus (Common warthog)
Lineage: Eukaryota; Metazoa; Chordata; Mammalia; Artiodactyla; Suidae
Gene: CATSPERH
Product: transmembrane protein 262
Exons: 3
Coding region: 259-609 (116 amino acids)
Source: RefSeq, a predicted model, not a curated record
GAACUCUAGGAGCCCUGUGCCUUUAGCCCAGCAGCCCUUCACAGUUCACAGCUGCUUGGAUCACCCAUGAAACGCUUCUGCAUCGGCUGGAAGCAGCCUAUGUUCUAGAAUCUCGUCCCCUAUCAUGUCCUCCUGAUUCUAGAAUCCUACUGCUAUCCUGAGACUGUGCUCUAGAACUAGAGGAGUUGGCUGCUUUUUCUGGGAGGGGUCUGCUCGCUCCAACUCUGCCGUCUGCCUGGAGUCUGUGCGACUGCCAGGAUGCGGUGGCGGGACCGCCUAGCCGUGCUCUUCUUCCCACAAGGCAGGAUUCUCACCGUAGCCGCGAUGAUGCUCUUCUUCAUACACCUCAUCAUCUUCGCCAGUGACGUACACAACUUCUGCGUCACCUACCACUACGACCGCAUGAGCUUCCACUACACAGUGGUCCUGAUGUUCUCCCAGGUGAUCGGCAUCUGCUGGGCUGCCAUGGGGUCCCUCUAUGCUGAGAUGACAGGAGACAAAUUUCUUCGAUGCUUUUCCCUGACCAUCCUGAUGCUCAACGGAGCCAUGUUCUUCAACCGCCUGUCCCUGGAGUUUCUGGCCAUCCAGUACCGAGAAGAGAACCACUGAGGCCUGGGGCCCGGGCUGAGAAGGGGAAGGAAAAGGCUGCUUCGGGCAUUUUAAUAAAGUCUAUCAUUUAUUUCCA